AUGAGACAAACUGAUGAUGUUCCGGGAACCAAUGGUGCUCCUCAAUACCAGCAAAAAAAAAGGUGGCGAUGGAGUCAGUUUACUGUGGAAGCACUGGCGGCAGGAGAGUCGCUUCUAUUUUCCAGUGUUCGAGCCAAGAUUACAUCACAGUUUAUACCGGUAGAAAUGGGUCAGAUAUAUACGGUGACCGCAGAAACGCCUACAUCUUCGCAUGCUCGAAUCCCAACAGUUCUUAUUCAUGGAUUUGCUGGUGGAGUAGCUUUAUGGGCUGCUAAUAUUGAUGAUAUGGCCAAAAAACGGAUACUUCAUUGUUUCGAUUUAUUAGGUUUUGGGCGUUCAUCGCGCCCUGUAUUUGCCAAAGAUCCAGUACUGGCCGAAUUGCAGUUUGUUCAGUCAAUUGAAAAUUGGAGAAAGAGAAUGGGAAUUAACAAAAUGAUUUUAGUAGGCCAUUCUUUUGGAGCAUUUUUGGCAGCAUCUUUUGCGCUAGAGUAUCCAGAACGUGUUAGACAUCUAGUUUUGGUGGAUCCGUGGGGAUUUCCGGAAAAACCUGCUGAAGUUUCACACCAACAAAAUUAUCCCAUUUGGAUUAGAAUUGCUUCGCGGGCGAUGUCAUUUUUUUAUCCUUUAACAGCUUUACGUUGGGCAGGACCCUAUGGUGUUUCAAUUAUUAAAGCUGUGCGACCUGAUUUAAGUCUUCGUUUUCGAUGUACUGAUCCAAAUGCCAUUUAUGAUUACUUCUAUCAGUGCAAUGCCCAAAACCCUUCCGGCGAAGUUGCGUUCACUAAUAUGAGCUUUUCGUUUGGCUGGGCUAAAAGACCAAUGCUUAAAAGAAUAAUCAAUCUACCACCUGAAGUACCGAUGACAUUCAUCUAUGGAAAUAAAAGUUGGAUCGAUUCAUCUUCGGGUAUUGUAGUGCAAAAUGAGAGGCAAAAUGCUUAUGUUGAUGUUCAGGUUAUAAAUGGUGCUGGACAUUACGUUUACGUUGACCAAAAAGAUGUUUUCAACAACGUUUUAUCUGAUUUAUUCGACAAAAUUGAUGCCAACGAAGAUAUCUUUCUCAGAAAAAAUGUAGAAAAGGAAACCGAUUCAGAAUAA
Molecule: messenger RNA, 1095 nt
Organism: Brugia pahangi
Lineage: Eukaryota; Metazoa; Nematoda; Chromadorea; Rhabditida; Onchocercidae
Source: the annotation of a GenBank genome assembly